AUGCGGAUAAGGCGGUCCCGACGCGCGACGACGACGACGACGACGGCGCGCGCGGUCGUGCGCGGAGACAGCGGCGUGUCGCCCGACGACGUCGACGCGAACGGCGGCGCGGCGCCGAACGCGACGAUCGUGGCGCGGCUGCGGGAAGAGCUGCGGGACGCGCACAACGAAAACGCGCACCUGCGCGAGGAGUUGACGGCGCUCGAGGAGGGGUGGGCGUCGAGGUCGGGCGAUGCGAGCGCGGUGACGGAAAUGGAGGACGCACACGCGCAUGAGAUGAUUGCGAUGCGCGCGGCGUUCGAGCGUGAGUUGGAGACGGCGAAGGAGGCUGGAAUCGAUCGCGAGCGGGACACGGCGCAGGCGGUGACGGACGCGAUGCAACACAUGCUCGAGGAGAGUGAGGCGAAGAAUAGAGAGCUUGAAGAGGAAUUACAGCGCGCGACGGAGAAGGAGGAGGCGCGACUUGAGGCGUUAGAAAGCGAAAUGCGUGAGCGAUUGCGCGCAGCUGAACGCAUAGGAGCUCUGAGCGCGAGCGGAUCGGGCGAUUCGGCUCGCGCCGCCGCCGAACGCCGAGCCACUUUACUCGAGCUCACGCUGGAGGAAUUCGAAAAGGAGACGAUUGAGGCGAUGAGCGACAUAGAGUCACGCUUGAGUCUUGCAGUCGAUGCCGUGGACCAAUCGAACGUAGCGCUCGAGGAGGCGCGAGCCGAAGCGAACGAGCUCGGACGCGUCAGGGCGGGACUUGAGGGCGCGCUCGCGGAGAAGGAGCAAAAGAUGGCCGAACAACUUCGCGAGGUGGAAGAGAAGUUGACGCACGCGCAAUCCGCGCACAGCAUAGAAGUCAAUCGAGGUGUAGAACUUCUCGAGCGCAUCGCAUCGCUAGAGUCGGCUCGCGAUGAGUUGGAGAGCCGUCUCUCCGACGAAGCCCAACGGCGAAAGUCUGAGCGCCAAGAGUACGAGCAAAAUGCGACGGCUUCGACCGCGCAAAUCGAGCGUCUCGAAGCCUCAUAUCGUGAAGCACAGUCAACGCUCGAUUCCAGUGAAAGCGUCGUGCAGACGUUGCGGGACGAUCUCGAGCGAGCGCGCGAUGAGGCGCGAACCGCCGCCGCCGCCGUCGAAGAGUUGGAAUCCCGAGUCGACGAACUCGCAGAAGCGGUGCGAAGCGCGGAGUUAGCGGGGGACGAAGCGCUUCGCUCGGCGAUCGAAUCGCACUCACAAGAACGCGUCGCUUUGGAGGCUAAAAUCUCCGCGCUCGAAGGCGUCGUCGAGGAAACGCUGUUAAACUCCGUCGGCGCACCCAUCGAGGACGUGGAAGCGAUGAAGGCGGACUUUGAAGCCACCUUAUCCAAACAAGAAGCAAAGAUUCGAAACCUUGAAAAAUUGGCCGCAAUCGGGCGCGAAAUGAUGGCCGUCAAAGACACCAUCGUCGCCGAGUGCGCGGCGCUGCAAAACGAAAUCGUCGAGUGCGAGGCGCAAAAAGACGCCCUCUCCCUCGAAAACGCCAAGCUCCUCGGGCGCCUCGCCGCGCUCGAACAAGAUUAA
Ostreococcus lucimarinus CCE9901 is the source of this 1542-nucleotide messenger RNA. RefSeq lists its product with no specific name. NCBI's taxonomy places the organism in Eukaryota, Viridiplantae, Chlorophyta, Mamiellophyceae, Mamiellales, Bathycoccaceae. The coding region runs from base 1 to 1542 and encodes 513 amino acids. The record is from RefSeq and is a predicted model, not a curated record. The transcript has a single exon.